This is a messenger RNA of Acromyrmex echinatior (Panamanian leafcutter ant), 357 nucleotides long. Its product is annotated as glycerol kinase 5. The record is from RefSeq and is a predicted model, not a curated record. NCBI's taxonomy places the organism in Eukaryota, Metazoa, Arthropoda, Insecta, Hymenoptera, Formicidae. Gene Ontology annotation, molecular function: kinase activity. Gene Ontology annotation, cellular component: mitochondrion. Gene Ontology annotation, biological process: triglyceride metabolic process; glycerol metabolic process; glycerol-3-phosphate biosynthetic process.
UUACACAUGGUCAAUAACGAAAAGAUUAUUGCCUUAGCAAUAUGGGCGUCUAUAUAUUCAAUUAAAAUUAUAUUAGUGAAUGCACUUUGCACAAGUGUAUCAUCCGAGGCAUAUAAAACCGGUGAAAUUAUACAAUCCUUUGAAGCAUCUAUUAUCGAUGAUGAUAUGAGAGAAGAGAUUCAUCAAUUUACACAACAAAUAAUGCUUAGAUCAUUAAACUUUACCGCUUUUGGUUUCUUUUCAAUUAAUAAUUCUCUUACCGGCAAGUUCUUUGCCACGGUCACAACGUAUGUGGUUAUUUUAAUACAAAUAAACUUCGUACCUGCAAUCCGUACGAUAAAAUAACAUGUAGAGAAA